UUAGAUUCCUAGUUGUUGGUGCUAUAAGCCGGGCAAGAUUCCAAGAUAGAAAUAUAUCAUCCUUUUUGGAUACGACAAAAGUCAAAGUGAAGGGUUCUAAUUAUGGUUGAAAAGCCCGCUCAUCUUGGCAGUGCCAUUAUAUCCUGUAUACUUAGUUUAGUGAUUUUCGGAACUUUGCGCUUCUAUGCUGACUGGUUUAUCUCAACUCAACUUACAAUUCUAUUCGGAGGCUUCGUCAGUUCGUUUAUAUUUUUGUUUAGCUUAACCUCUUUAUCGAACUUUGAGAUGUUAUUGUUUGGCGAUGAUUUUGCUUGCAAAUUUAUACCAGAAGUGUUGGUAUGUCUCCUCCUUUCGGUCUUGUCUGCUAGUGUUGUGCAUCGAGUGUGUGCAACAACAUGCAUAAUUUUUUCCAUAUUAGCAUUAUAUUUUGUGGAUCGAAUUUCAAAUGAGUGUUAUCAUAAGACCUCCACAAUUCCUGAAGCUAUACAACAUCGUAAAGGUGGUAGCAAGAAAAAUAAAUAAUUUUCGCAAAAAUUCGAAUGCAUUUAGAAAAUAUUACCAACUUGCAGCACUACACAAAUUUUAAUACAGUAUUUUAAGCUUCAUCGAAUAUUCCAGUGACAAAUUUGCAAUACUUUUAAUAAAUACUUCAUUAAGGAUUAUUUCUAUAAAAUAUAAA
Molecule: messenger RNA, 679 nt
Organism: Stomoxys calcitrans (stable fly)
Lineage: Eukaryota; Metazoa; Arthropoda; Insecta; Diptera; Muscidae
Product: protein KRTCAP2 homolog
Exons: 3
Coding region: 103-522 (139 amino acids)
Source: RefSeq, a predicted model, not a curated record